GUUGCUCUGUGACAUCGGGUCUAAAUUUAACAUUUAGAUGACGUGUCCGGAGAAAUACCAAUAAUUGGUAUUAGUUAUUGGCGGCACGAUUGUUAAAACAAAAAGCAGCUUAAAACGUUAAAUACAAAAGGGACUUCUCGUUAAACCCUGUUUCCUUCUUUUUUUAAAAAAAAAAAAAAACAAAGAAACUACGAAAAAAGAAAAAGGUCAAAGUUCAAACUAAUCAUAGGCACCACUCAACCUAGUUUUGAAAGAGGAUGAAUAGUACAUCAAUUGAGGCUCACGUGCUAUGGUGACAUUUCAUAAACACUCUACUGUAUUUCAUGUUAUCUGUACAAUAUUUACUCUGUCAUCACUUCGUAAGGUCGCUAAUGUGCGAGGCUUAAGGAGGACAAUCAUCAGAACGCAGGGUGCACCCAGGGACUGAGACAUCAGGAGUUAUCUGUUUCUGGUCUAGUCAUCUGACCUUUUUGGGUAAAAUCCUUAUUUCAUCAUAUGAUGGAUUCCUUCAAAAAAGACAAAAUGGACACCUAUUUCGAGUUUGUACAAAAGACGUUGCUGAGUCUCCCGACAACCGUCGUCUUUGUUCCCCACGUCCACUACAACAGAACCUCCCUCCAAAAGCGUGACGUCAGAGGGAUGGCGGUCUUGACGCAGACCCUCUCCACCCAGCUCAGUGACGUCAGAGAUGACGAGGCGAGGUCGCGCGUACUGCACGCCUUCCGUCACCACUUCCGCGCCACGACGUCAUCGUCAACGCCUGCCAUUUUCGUCAUUUCUAACGUCAACUACGACGAUUACCUCAGCAGCUGCGAAGGAGAAGAGCGACGGCUAAUGGCGGCUUUCCCUCGGCCCCGGGAUCUGCCCGUCCACCUCCGGCGUGGCAAGUUUGACCUGCUGAUCAUCAGCCGCCAACACGGGGUAGUCAUCUGCGAGGUCAAAUCCGUCGGGAAGAUUUCCUCAAGGCGCCAGCAGAGACGAGGAUGACGGAGGUCGGUAGCAUACGACAGCGGCUGCAGAAGGCGGUGAUGCAACUGAACAAAGCGGAGACAGUCUUGAGACACUUGCUGUCAGACAUUUGCAGGGAGGGAGAAAAAGUUCCUGUGAGGAAAGUUCUCGUUUGUCCGAACCUGAGUCGGGGAAUGCUGGAGUCUGUCGGCAAAGGUGACGCAACUCUUCAGCAGGAGUUUUGCGAUUGCUUUCACGCACUCACAUUCAGCCACGCCCUGGACACGUGCAUGAACGCCGACCAUCUGCCCCCUGCUUCAAGAGGUCGUGAGGUCACGCCUGCCGUCCUGGAGGCUCUGCGGAAGUGGUGGACUGUCGUGACGUCAUCGCAGUUGGGUGAUCAGGCGCGUGUGAGUGAUUCGUUUUACGAAACGCUGAUCGCCAGGUAAGAAGUUUUCAAUGGGUUAAAAAAUGAAAACUCCAACAGUUGAGUCUCGAAGUCUUCGCGAUGACUAUUGCACAACGAUUCAUGUAUCUGUUUGGCAGAUUGUGUGGUCCUGGGACAAACAGUUCCGUCAAGAUUAGCUCCGAAAUGUCACUCGUAGUGGGGAAGACGCCGCAUGAUGCAGCCUACAACACUGCACGACUAUAUGAGGAGCACAUUUAUUGGAGGAGCAAGCGAGCAUCUUGGAAAAAAAUGAUGAUCGUGUUUUUCUGAGCGGGCCUCCGGGAACGGGCAAGUCUGUGGUUCUCCUGUUGAAAGGGCAGCAGAGGAUCCUGGAAGGUCAUGAUGUAUACGUCGUCAGCCUCUGGCCCGGAAGUGACGCAGUAUCCUACUUCAUUGUGCAGCAGAUUCGGAAAACACUACCAGACGACAACUCAAGGGACAGGGUCAAAUACGUCAGUGGCUCGCUUGAGCAGGUGAUGGACGUUCUUCGCAAGGCAGUGUCUCACUCCGCUGACCAGGCCACCGAGGAACAGCAGGCACCCGACAGACCGUCGAGACCAGCAGAUCAGGUCCAACAGACAAACGAGGAGCAGACUGAGGUCAGGGCGUCAGAAUCGCCUGAGGUCGAAGUCGACGGAAGUUCGACGUCGCCCCGAUCGCGUGGUCAGCAAAAAUCGAGAAAAGGGGAACCACCUCCGUUGCUGCUGCUGGAUGAAGCCCCCUGGUUUUUUCCCUAUUUUUUGAAGACGGUUGACUCCCAGUUAGGUGACUGGCCGGUGUGGGCUGCUUCAGUGUACCGCAUGCCUCGGACGUUGACCUCUUUCACGGAGGCCAUGAUGACUAGGAGUCUUCGCUGUCCGCCGACCGUCGUUCGUGAGGUCAAGACAGGACCAGCCUACGCGACGAGAGCCAUGGCCGAGUACUGCACCGAGGAAGCCGCUGUCGUGGUGGGGUUGCCGCCGCAGACAGAUGGUCCCCCCGUGCUGCGGAUCAGCCAUGCCAGUCACCGAGCUUUAAGCAUCUUGCAGUGCGAGACAUGUGGGCACGAGCUGGCUAAGUGUUUAACCCAGUUCUUGCAGAUCGGCACAGAAGAAUUCAAAGGGACAGAAGCAAAGAGACUGAGAUUUCGUGAUGUCCUGAUAUCUGGCCACGUUCGUUUCGAGGACGACGACCACACCACAGCCAGCGAAAACGACCCCAGUACCGUCUUCGUCGCAGACGUGUUCGAACCUGGCGUCACCCUGCGACCCGAGGCGCACCGGAAGUGCUUGGAUGACGUUGGCAAAGCUCGUGACCUGUACCCAGCUCCCAUCACACGAGCCGCUCUGUUCCGAACUUUGGCGAGCAGAGGCCUUCCGCUGGAGGUCAUCGGGCGUGACGACCCGUGCCGGUCACGAAAGCUGGCCACGCCCACUGAUGACGUCAUGCAGGUGGCGGAGCCCCAGCUGGUGGUCGGGCUGGAGAGGGACGUAGUGGUCUACGUGGGCUCCGCGGAGCUACGUGAAACUUUCCCGCGGUACGUGGACCCCUGGCUGGACGUGGUGUCCAGGUGUCGCUCGCAGCUCAUCGUCUUGGGUGACGUGGAGGGCACCGAGGCAUGGCUGUCCUGACCGACCAUCUUGAGUUAGAGUAGACUAUUCUAGAACAUUUUUGCACGACUGCUGUGUGGGGGUGUGUACGAGAGAUGCUAUCCAGAUUUGAACGCGUGCCUUUCUGUGGUCAUCUGGUCUGGCAGGGUGCUGUCAUUUCUCACGGACGAUGCCAAAAUAUAUACAACACGGCAAAUUUCUGUGUGAACUCAGGAAAACUCUGAGGUCCUAACGCAAGGACAAUCUUUAAAUAAAGGCUUAAUGGCAAUACAGACUACUAUCACUUGGCUUAAAACGGUCGUUGGGUGAAAUACAGGAGAAUUAAUAUUCCUUUUUUCCAUGUCUCUCCCUUUCUCAAUCACACUGUGUUCGACACCUGAAUCUCUUCCGCCUUGUGUUUCUGGUAUGGCGCUCCUCCUAAGAGGGGGAAAUGGAAGCAAACUGCUGUCUUAAUAUCUUUAUUCCUUAACAGUAUCAACACAUGGAGAACUUUGUUGAGAAUGCUUAUAGUAAGUUUCUAAUAAUAAAAGUUACAAAAAUUAUAUGAAAACGUCUGAAACGACCAGAACAUGAUUUCUAUGAGAGCGCUUUUGUUUCUUCGUUCUUUUGCUUCUGUUUUCUUUUUACAAUGGUUUCUCGCCCUUAGGUAAGUCAUACCUAGAAUAACUUAAUAUGAUAAUGUAUUUCACAAUUCUGUCUUGUCUUUCUGUAUUUGAUCUUCGGUAGUUGCACCUUGACUUUAAUGUUUUCAGUUUAUCGACGAUAACUGGGUAAGACGAACAUCAAUAAAGGUCACAUGAUGUGGAAAUUCUU
Molecule: messenger RNA, 3798 nt
Organism: Pomacea canaliculata
Lineage: Eukaryota; Metazoa; Mollusca; Gastropoda; Architaenioglossa; Ampullariidae
Exons: 6
Coding region: 1873-3006 (377 amino acids)
Source: RefSeq, a predicted model, not a curated record